This is a messenger RNA of Penicillium chermesinum, 984 nucleotides long. Its product is annotated as phytanoyl-CoA dioxygenase family protein. The record is from RefSeq and is a predicted model, not a curated record. NCBI's taxonomy places the organism in Eukaryota, Fungi, Ascomycota, Eurotiomycetes, Eurotiales, Aspergillaceae. The transcript is spliced from 2 exons. Bases 1 to 984 code for a protein of 327 amino acids.
AUGUCCACCCCACACCUCGACGCCCUCCAGCGCGACGGCUUCGUCGUCGUCCGCAACCUCCUCACCCCAUCCCAAAUCACCGAAUACCGCGCCGCCGCCAUCAAAGUCACCACCAAAACCCGCACCGGCGGCUGGCCGCAUUUCCGCACCGUCCCCAAGCAAUUCCCCCCCUGGCCCUCGACCCCUCCCCCGGCCUCUGAGGGCGGCAUCUGGGGCGUCCAGCACCUGCUGCACCCGGAGAUGGAGGGCCGCGAGCUCUUCGCCCGCUGCUACUUCUCGCCGAGCAUCCUCGGCGUCGUGGAAGAGCUCCUCGGGGUGCAGGGCGGCUCGGACGAGCAGCUCGUCAUGGAGCUGUUCAACCUGCUCGUUGCGCCGGAGACCAAGGACUUCGAGCUCCGCUGGCACCGCGAUGAUAUCCCCGAGACGGCGAGUGCGGAGGAGGAGGUCGCGCAGCUUGCGGCGAAGAGUCCCCGGCGGGCGCCAUAUAACCUGGCGCUGUGCCCCGAUGCGUCGCUAAUUGUGGUGCCGGGGUCGCACCGGCGGGCGAGGACGGAGGUGGAGCGCAGUGCGGGGCCGUACGAGGCUACGUUGCCCGGUCAGUUGGUGGUGGAGUUGCAGCCGGGUGAUGCCGUGUUUUAUGAUAGUAAUAUCUUGCAUCGGGGGGUGUAUAAGGGCAAGGCCGAAGGCGGGGAGGAGACGAGGUUGACGCUGCAUGGGAGUUUUGGGUUGAAGGCGGACGGGGAGGGGGAUGCGGAGAAGAUGAAGGUUCGGGCGACGGCGGUGCUGCAGCAUGGAGUUGGGGCUUGGGUGAAGCGGGAUGAUGCUGCGUUUGGCAUUGGAGAGAGGCCGGAGAAGAUGAGGGCGAACUUGGUGGCUAUGGGGUCGGGGAGGGGGUUGGAUAUUCUUUGCAGGGUUAGAUUGGGAUUGGCAAUAUCUCUUUUCUUGUAUACUGUUGGCGAAGGAACCAGGCAAUCCGGGCACUAG